Messenger RNA from Oncorhynchus mykiss (rainbow trout), 1866 nucleotides. NCBI's taxonomy places the organism in Eukaryota, Metazoa, Chordata, Actinopteri, Salmoniformes, Salmonidae. The record is from RefSeq and is a predicted model, not a curated record.
CAUCAGUGAAAGAAGGGGUCUGUAUCCAUUACCUGACACCAAUUUCACCUGCGCGCGUCAAUCAAGCCGUUUUCGUUACACAACACAUCACUUUGGUUGGUUGUUCUUUUUAAGGGAGGUAACGCAAACGGCCAUAUUGACAUCCCAUUGGAAAACACUGUGCAGCAUCGGAGUGACGCAGCUUGGAAUUCCCAAAUAUCCGAUGAUCACGACCGGAAUGCUGCAUGUAAAAUAAAAUUACGAGGACUAUCGGAGCUAAAACGGUGAAAUUGAAGUGAAAUAAGCGGGAAUACGUUGUAGUUUCUGUGCUGAGCCUCAAGGGGGCGAUGUCUGACAACAGCAGCAGCACAGGCAGCAGCCGCAGCGGAUCCUUGACCACCAGUUGGACCAUGCUGUCCCCAGAGGAAGCUGCUGAAAUUGUUGAUCCUGUGGAUGGUGGGACUGAGUGUCUUUGUGAUGUCCCUAGUCUGUCAGAGGAAGUCGCAGGGGCCACUGAAGAGUCUAAGCCGAGUGACCAGGAGACUCCAAUAGAAACAGUGUUGUCAGAGAAGGGCCAACAGGAAAUGGCUCCUGAUACCUGUGAGGGCCCUGUCCCCUCCAGACCUACCCUGUUAAGCCCAUCCCCCACUAGCGGUGUGCCCCUUGACCAUGACCUGGAGAGUCAACCUGAACCCCCCAUCAUCCAUUCUAUGGUAACCAGCUCCCCCACUGACAAUGAGCAACUCGCUGCCAUGCCCUUUGUCACUCAUGUCGACCUGGUUGUGCCAUUGGAUGCAUCCUUCACAGAACCACCCCCCUCAGAGGUUGAGCCUGAGUUGAGCCCCGUCCCUGAGAGCUCUCCUCUUGAUACCCACACUGAUACAGGCCCUGUACCUGAGAGUAUUGCCCUAGAGACUAGUGCCCCUAGUGCCAAACACGACCUAAGCAUUCACACAGAGACUCCCACCCCAACGGGCCCCCCAUCUGACACUGUCACUGAUAUUGGCCCUGCCCCUGAUAGUCCUCCUCCAGAUACCAUUGGUUCAGAGGAUGCAGCACAAGCGCCAUCACUGGAAACGGGGGAGACAGAAUUACCUGAAACCGUCACCAAUAUACCAAAGGAAAAAGAAUCUCCCAGUAGCUUUGACUUUGGAAGAGCUGACACGAGUGCUGAGGAAGGAAAUGGUCUGAGGAGGAGAAAUGUGGCACCAACAAUGACAUCGGAGGAGGAAGAUGAUGAUGAUGAGGAGGUGGAGUUCAAACUGGCAGAGAGGAAAGGGGGGAAGAAGGGCUUCUCUAUGAACACAUGCAUUGUGGCAGCCCUGGUCCUGCUCUGUCUAGGGUCCCUCUUCCUUUCCGGUUAUCCUAAGUUAAAAUCACCAGUGGCGUCAUGGUGACAUCCCUAAGCAGUUUCCUUCCUGUCCAACAGCUCAGUUCAGAAGGACGACUGCAUCUUUGAUGUGUCGGGAUGGUUUAAUACAUCAUCUACAGCAUAAUUAUUAACUUGACCAUGCUUAAAGAUAUAUUCAAUGUCUGAUUUGUUAUUGUUAUCCAGCUACCAGUCACUGCCCUUCAUGAGGCUUUCAAAAGCUCCCUCGUAUUUGUAGUUGAAUCUGUGCUUGAAAUUCAAUACUUGACUGAGGCAUUUUACAGAUGUUGUAGGGGACAAGGGAUGGAGUGGUCAUUCAAAAAUCAUGUCAGCCCCUAUUAUUCCACAUGGAGUCCAUAUAACUUAUGUGAUUUGUUAAGCCAAAGGUUUUGAGUUAUGACAUUUUUCUGAAUUUGUUUAAAAAACUUUGACAUUGACUUUUUUGUGUAGAUCAAUUUGUAACCUUUUUUUAUUAUUUAUAUAUAACACUACCAUUAAAGUUUGAGGUCACUUAGAAA